AAAAAUAAUGUUUUGUGUUUUUCAUAAAUUGGUAAUAUAGAUUAACUUUAAAGUUUACAAUAUCUGGAGAGAAGUGGACAAAAUAAACUUUUUUUUCUUCUUUUAGAUAUGAAUCAUGGUUAUGAAGAUUACUUAUUAAUAAUUAAAUAGAAGUAAUGUCGAUCACUGUUGCUCUGGUGUAUAUUUUUACGUCUUAUGUUUAUUCCAUGCCAACCUUAGAUGGACCAGUGAAAUGUAUCAUAAUACAAGAUAAACAAGGGCUUAAUUACCCACCAGUUCCAGCUUUCCUUAAAAACAACGACGAGGAAUGUCGUCAAAAUAGCCCUCAGUGGCAAGGACAAAAAGCUUUACAGUGUGGUAACAGUGACGUAUACAUCAAACCGGAGUGCGUCUGUACAUUUCAUAACGUUUGGGAAGCAGUACACCACGAUCAUACGGCUUGUCCUUCCAAUGAGAAAUCAGACAGUGUUAUGAGUCUUAAUUGUUCAGAUUGUGAGAAACACAGCCUUAACAACAAGGGACCGUGUAUCAAUGGUGGCGGUUUAAAUUGUAACAUAACAGGAAAUGUGAUGGCUCCCAAUAUACAGUGUGAUUGUCUACCUGGUUAUACCGGAAUGUUUUGUGAGAAUCACAUGCAAAAGAUGGUGAGAAUAUGUGAUAGAGUACAAAAUGCCACAAUUUUUACUGCUUUACAAGACUGUGACAGGACAAAAAUGGAAUGCGUCACUUAUAGUGAAAAUAAGCAGUAUGCCUACAAAUGUAGUAAGGAUGCAGUAAACUCUGAGAAUUUUGGCUCUACAAACCUGCCUUUGUGUGGUAAAACAGAACACAUUGUGACAGUAGUCCCCACUUCGACGGCUACAACAAAUUCAACUUUGCCUAGCAAUGACCUGAAACCAGUAGGAGUUCAGUUGAUAUCAGGAACCGGAGAACUCCAAUAUUCCCUGCCAAUUCUAAUUAUAGCGAGUCAAAGCUCAAAUGUUCUGGUGUAAAUGUAUGUUUUAUGUCAGUUUUAACAAAUAUGAUCUCAUUAUUAAUCAGUAUUCAUUUAUUUAAUGAAUAGCUUUUGUUGAAAGCUAAUAAGUGUUUGCCAUAACUUUGUAAAUAUUGCUCAAAUGUUAUUCCAUAUUUUGUGGAACGUUUUACUUUGCAUAUAUCCAUUGUCACUGAAUUAAAUCAUACAUAUUAUAUAGUGCCGCAGGAUUUCUUAUCCAGGGAUUUUUGCCAAGAUUCAUUUGUUAUUAGAUUAUCUCUUUUAUUUCACUUGUAUGUUAUAAUGACCUAUACUAUGGGGAUUGGGCCAUGCUGGGUGGAAAUUGGUACUGGUUUGGUAUCCUUGUUUUCCAUUUGAAACUGUUGCCUUUUGCUUUGGCAUUUUGUACAAGUGCCAAAGACGUAGAAUUGUGAAUUUGAUGCUUCAUUCAUGGAGAUUUUUAGGAAAUGUUCUGUCACAUCAUGGUUGUGUUCUUACUUCUUGUCUGUCGUUUAUCCUAUGUCUACUGUGCGCCAUUAAUAUAAACUGAUAUCUCAUGUACUUCUACAUCAAAACAGCUCGAGUUUCAAUUUAAUUUUGUUGUUAAUUUGUAAAUAAGUUAUUGUUAUAUUAUUAUAUUGUUAGCCUAGAUUGGCAGAAGUUAUAAAAUUACUAUAUUUUUUGCUUAUUAAGAAACUUAAAAUUAUGUGCGGUAUGUGUUCGAAAAGCUUUCUUCUGAAAUCACGUGGUUAUAUAAGGUAUAAAUAGUAAGGCCAUGCGGUAGCACGGCACCCUAAGCUUGCUCGCUAUGAUUUAAAGAUUGUAAGACAUAUGGAGGAUAGUAAUGCAAUGGAGUGUAAUGAAGUUGGGCAAUACAGUUGGUUUCAUAAAGUGGUUAUGUAUUAGAAUUGAAUAAAAGCACUAGCGAGCAGCGUUCCUACUUAACAUGUGUUGUGUUUUAUUCAUUUAGCACUUCAUUAAUUUAUAUUUGGACGCACGAAGUGAGGGAGAAUAUAACAAGCAUUUUAAGGCAAUAGUGAUAUAUGGCUAAUUAUAAACUAUUGAUAUUGAUAAAACUGUUAUCAUGUUAUUGCAUCUUUUUCUCUUGAAUGAUCACAGUUUUCUAUACAGUUUCUCAAAGAUGAGAUUUGGAAAGUUUGUAAAUGCGUUUUGUUGUUCUGUUUAUUCGGAGUAUUCACCGACCGAUUAAACCAUUUAUUAACAUUA
Messenger RNA from Saccostrea cuccullata (small rock oyster), 2200 nucleotides. RefSeq lists its product as uncharacterized. The transcript is spliced from 8 exons. NCBI's taxonomy places the organism in Eukaryota, Metazoa, Mollusca, Bivalvia, Ostreida, Ostreidae. Bases 156 to 992 code for a protein of 278 amino acids. The record is from RefSeq and is a predicted model, not a curated record.